This is a messenger RNA of Microthlaspi erraticum, 402 nucleotides long. NCBI's taxonomy places the organism in Eukaryota, Viridiplantae, Streptophyta, Magnoliopsida, Brassicales, Brassicaceae. The record is from the annotation of a GenBank genome assembly.
AUGACGAGGAAGGGGAGGAUUUGGUCGAGUAUGCUGAUAUUCCGGCACCGAACUCGGUCGAGCUGGAACAAAACCCUGAACCAGAGCUCGAUCGAGCUGAAGAAACCGAGAUUCAGAAAGACAAACCAGAGCUCGAUCGAGCCGAGAAGGGAACAGACAAAGCAAGCUCCAGCCAACCAACUAAACCUGUUGCAAGGAAGAAAGAUACUCCAUCAGGACCACCACCAUACAAAUGAUAUAUCCAUAUCUUUCAUGUUUUUAUCAAGGUACUUGGAGAUGAAUCACAACACCAACAUCCACUUUGGGAACCGGACACUGAUCCCACACGAUCUCCACGGCCGGAUUUACCAAGACCCAGCCGUAACAUCGUGCCACAUCCGUUCCCUCCCAACCAUUGAAUAG